UCCCUCGGACACAGCGGAUCACCGAUCAACAGAAAUAGCCGAAGAUGGGACAUCUACACUGAUCAUCAGGGCACUGAUGAUCAAUGUGCCCUGAUGAUCAGUGUAGCCCCAGCAGUGCCACCUGUCAGUGUCCAUCAAUGUCAGGUGUCAGUGCUCAUCAAUGCCACCUGCCAGUGCCCAUCAGUGCCACAUAUCAAUGCCCAUCUGAGCUGCCUUUCAGUGCCACCUAUCAGUGCCAGUCAGUGCCACCUACCAAUGCCAGUCAGUGCCACCUAUCAGUGCCAGUCAGUGCCGCCUAUCAGUGCCAUAUAUGAGUGGUCUUUCAGUGCCCAUCAACGAUGC
Staurois parvus is the source of this 342-nucleotide messenger RNA. Lineage: Eukaryota; Metazoa; Chordata; Amphibia; Anura; Ranidae. The record is from the annotation of a GenBank genome assembly.